UUGAUCCCAUUAACACGAACAGAGCAAAAACCCACCUUUCUAUAUCAAUUUCGAACUCAAAACAAGAAGAAAGGAGAAGCAUUUUAAACCCUAGGGGUCAUGAUCGUAUGCUCCAAGGUCUAUUGUAAUCGCCACCAUGAUCAAUACUUCCAACGGUAUGAUGUCAACGACUUCGUCGAGCAACGCUCAGUCACCGGGUCUCAAGACCUAUUUCAAGACCCCAGAGGGAAGGUACAAGCUUCACUACGAGAAAACCCACUCUUCGGGUCUCCUUCACUACGCUCAUGGCAAAACCGUCACUCAGGUGACAUUAGCACAUCUUAAAGACAAGCCUGCUCCAUCAACCCCGACUGCAUCAUCUUCAAGCUUCAGCACUGGCAGUGGUGUACGUUCGGCUGCAGCAAGGUUGUUGGGUGGUGGUAAUGGGAGCCGGGCACUUAGCUUUGUUGGAGGGAAUGGAGGGAGUAAGAGUGUCAGUGUGAGUAGUAGAGUUGGGUCUUUGGUGGCUUCCAGUUCAAGUAGUUCGACUUCUACUUCAAAUUUUGAUGGGAAAGGGACUUACUUGAUCUUCAAUGUGGGGGAUGCAAUCUUCAUUAGUGAUUUGAAUUCUCAAGACAAGGAUCCAGUAAAGUCUAUACAUUUCAGUAAUUCAAACCCUGCGUGCCACGCAUUUGAUCAAGACGCAAAGGAUGGUCAUGAUUUGAUUAUUGGGUUGAAUUCUGGCGACGUCUACUCAGUGUCACUCAGACAGCAAUUGCAGGAUGUUGGAAAGAAGCUUGUUGGUGCUCAGCAUUAUAACAAAGAUGGCUCUAUUAGUAGCAGCCGUUGUACUAGUAUUGCAUGGGUUCCUGGUGGUGAUGGUGCUUUUGUUGUUGCUCACGCUGAUGGGAAUCUAUAUGUAUAUGAAAAGAGCAAAGAUGGGGCAGGCGAUUCUUCAUUCCCUGUUAUCAAAGAUCAAGCUCAAUUUUCUGUUGCACAUGCACGUUACAGUAAGAGUAACCCAAUUGCCAGAUGGCAUAUCUGCCAUGGUUCAAUUAAUAGUAUUGCUUUCUCAACUGAUGGGGCCUUUUUAGCAACUGUUGGAAGAGAUGGUUAUCUACGCGUUUUUGACUACUCAAAAGAGCAACUUAUAUGUGGCGGCAAAAGUUACUACGGUGCUCUCUUGUGUUGCGCUUGGAGCAUGGAUGGAAAAUACAUACUGACAGGAGGUGAAGAUGAUUUAGUUCAAGUUUGGAGCAUGGAAGAUCGGAAAGUUGUAGCAUGGGGAGAGGGGCACAACUCUUGGGUCAGUGGAGUGGCUUUUGAUUCAUAUUGGUCAUCACCAAAUUCAGAUGGUAUGGGGGAGACUAUCAUGUACCGGUUUGGUUCCGUCGGUCAGGACACCCAGUUGCUUCUGUGGGACCUGGAAAUGGAUGAGAUUGUGGUGCCAUUGCGGCGAUGCCCUCCUGGUGGCUCCCCCACUUAUAGUGCUGGAAGCCAGUCAUCUCAUUGGGACAAUGCACUUCCAGUGGGUACUCUGCAGCCUGCUCCAAGCAUGCGAGAUGUUCCAAAAAUCUCACCACUGGUUGCUCACCGUGUACACACUGAACCCCUCUCUGGCUUGAUGUUUACUCAAGAAUCUGUUCUCACUGUCUGCCGAGAAGGGCAUAUAAAAGUUUGGAUGAGACCCGGGGUUUCAGAAAGCCAAUCAAACAACUCUGAAACUGUGUUAAGCACCAGCUUGAAGGAGAAGCCUUUAUCCUCAGGCAAGGUUGGUAGUUCCAGUUACAAGCAAUGACCAGACUGUCAUCAAUUGAAGACACAAAUGCAAAACAAGCUUCGACAUUUUUUUUUCCGAAAUUUUUUCCCCAUUGGGUUACAGUUCCAUUUGCCUGUGUAGCCAAUUUUCUUUUGUCAUCCAGUUGGUUUUUCCAGAAAUAGCACUUUGUAAGCGUAAUCUGACCGGCAUUGCCAUGCAACCAACUGAUUAUAUUGUAUAGACAAAAAUGUCAUUGAAGGCAGUAAGAGGCUGGGAGGGAGAAAAACCCCCAUUUGUAAGUACAAAACGGCUUUUGCUAGAGUAUAUUUACUGACCUACAGGAAUGAUAUGAUGUUGCUCCCUUGAGAUCUGUUUCAUCC
Messenger RNA from Prunus avium (sweet cherry), 2118 nucleotides. The record is from RefSeq and is a predicted model, not a curated record. NCBI's taxonomy places the organism in Eukaryota, Viridiplantae, Streptophyta, Magnoliopsida, Rosales, Rosaceae.